GGGAGCUGUAGUCCGGCGGGCGCACGGCCUCCCUCCGCCCCGCGCUCCCGCCGGUUGCCGCCGGCCUUUGCCCGAAGGCCGCGGCGGCUCCGCUGGAUUCCCUCCGACCCGCUGUCUGCCGGCGGGCAGCCUUACUCGCCCUAACCGGGCAUGCAGCGGCUGCUGCGGCGGCUUCUCCCCGCUCUUUACUCGGCGCGGCCGGCGGCGGCCCGCGAUCUCCUCCUCGCCCGGCGGGCUGUGCCCGCGCUCUCGCGUCUCAUGGCGCUGCGGCCGGCGGCGGGAGCGGAGGGGGGCGAUGGCGGCGGGGACCUUUCCCGCGCAGCCGGCGCGACGGCGGAGCACGAUGGGCUGGAAAAUGUACAGCAAAAGAAAAUCUUUAAGGAGAAUAAGAAAAGGACACAACAGAGAAAAGAGCCAUGUCAUGCUGAUUCGGUAGAAUCUCUGAUGGCAGAAAUGCCUUUUGUCGACACAGAUAUUGAAGAUGAAUUUGUUAUGCAUGCAACCUCUGAAAUAAAUAUAAAAAAGAAAAGAAAGAGGACUACUGGAAGGGAAAUUGAAGAAGGCGAUGAGAGAAAGAAGAAAAAGAAAAAACAGUAUCAGCCAAAUUAUUUCAUUUCUCUUCCAAUUACCAAUCCAGAGAUUACUGGCAGUAUUCAGGCUGUCCAAGAUGCAAUAAUACAAAAGGAUCAAAGGCUUUCCAAAGCAAUGGUUCAGUCUGGCUCAUUGCAUGUCACCAUGCUAGUGAUGCAUUUAUCCAAUGAAGAAGAAAUUAGCAUAGCAGUUGGUGCUCUUUCAGAUAGCAAGGAUUUUGUAGAAGAUCGCCUGAAAGGAAAAACCGUGGAUUUGUCUUUCCAAGGAAUUGAUCACUUCAAAAAUGAAGUUGGAUUUGUGAAGCUGGCAGAAAAUGAUCAUACAACUAUACUUGCGGAAAUAGCAGAGACUAUGAAGAAGAUAUUUCAAGAAAAGGGCAUCUUUGCAGGAGAAGAAAGAGCUUUUAAACCACAUCUGACCUUCAUGAAGUUGUCAAAAUCAACACAGCUACGUAAGCAGGUGAAAAAAAUUGACUCAAGCUUGUAUGAAGAUUUUAAAAGCCAUUAUUUUGGAGUUGAAAUCCUGCACCGCCUAGAUCUUUGCUCCAUGUUGAAAAAAAAGCAACCAAAUGGUUACUACUACUGUGAGUCCUCUAUUGUUUUUGGUGUAACCUUGGAAAACAUUUACCCAAGUUUUAUGGUUACAGUAAGAUCAUAAGAGUGAUUGUUCUGGACCAGAUUUAAGAUCCCUCUCCCCAGCAUCGUAGGCUCAGGGUGCUUAAUAAAACCACUAGAAAAGGGCAGGUGUAAGAAUGUGUUUCCUCAAAAUACAGCUCCAAUGCUGCAGCAGUUCAAGGCUUGUGGACUUGGUGAAGCGGGUUGGCAUCCUUGAUGAUUAGAAGUCUUCAAUAAAUUUUUCUUCCAAGAAUUUUUUCCAGUCACCUCUUGAAUCCAUAUAAACUUUUAGUAUCUGUACUAUCUUUUGGCAAGGAGCUUUACAGCUUAAAUAUGUAUUUUUUUGAAGAACCUUGUUAGCCACGCCAGCAAAUACAAUUUGGUUUGGUGAGUACUAUCUAAAUAAACAGUUCUUCUGCCACACUUGAUAGAAAUCAAUUCCCAGAAUGUACUCUGGGGAGCAAAGAGCUAGAGUAUUCUGCAGAGAAGGGAAGUAAAGAAGUAUGUGUCCUCACCACUGGUUGUGGGACAGAUAUACAAGUAAAGCAUGAGUAGAAGCUGUUAUGACUUAGGCAUUUAGGACCUUCACAACCUAUUCUUUCAGUUGUCUCGGUGAAUGAUCAUGUAACCACUCUAAGGCUGGGGAGCUUUCUACAGGGAUGCAGAUGCCUGAUUCAGCAUCUCCAAAUGCUGCUUUUAUGUAUAUUCAUUUAUGCAUCCUAUGUUGAGUACUUCACCAGACGACACCUUUUAAAUAACCAGUGGCUUAACUAGUUUUUUUCUUUGUUUUUAGGUACAUAAAAUGAAACCAUAUUGAUAUUAUUAUCCUGAUCUCAUGCAAGAGAUCCCUCAGGUUCCUAUAAAUUUGAAGGAAGUUAUGCUUGCAAAUGGAAAUAAUAGUUUUAGAGGUUGCAUAAAUUUUGAUAAAAUUUGUGAAGACUUUGUUUCUAAAUUAAAAGUCUCAGGGUGGAAAUCUGUUUAUUUAAAACAAAAAAACCCAAUGUUAUUUCUUCGCUCAUUCAACAAUGUUAAAUUCCAGUGAAGUUGGUGGGGGUUUCGAAAUUUGGCUUGCUAUGUUUAAGGAGGGGCUUUUGAGAGAGUGUAUAUUCAAAAAAAAGACUAGUAUAUAGUCUAACGAUUAAUUCUUCGUAUUUCUGAGAUCAUGAGGGAAUUCCCUGUAUGAUAACCCUGGAGUUAGACCUCUUAUUGAUUUGCUGAUGUCAGUGCUAAAUAAGUGCUUUUUCAUUUUGGAAAUGAUCUCAAAUGAUCUUUAACUGCUUUUUGAAGUGACCUCAUUGGAAGCUUAUUUCUGGUCUAAAGUUGUAUGUUUGUUUAUUUUAACUUCAUAGCGUGACACUUUUUAAUGUGGCAUAGAAGAAAGCAUUUUACAAAAUAAGCAUUAUUACACUUCAUUUUAGCUGUAUGUGUGUUAGCCCAUUUGCUACCUGAUAGGAAGCCAAGGAUUAGAGUCUUCAUUGUACUGGCCAGAAAUUGUUAAAAAAGGCUGUGAAAUAUUGAACGCAUACAAAAUUACUGUGUCAGACAAUUACUGAUGUGGAAUAAGGCUGGUCACAUCAAAAUAGAACAUGAAACUUAUUUGCAUUCUAAAAGAUGUGAUUUACAACUUGAGAGGGUGGAGCAUAGCAAUGUGAACACUUUUACGUGUUUUGAUUUAAUGAGAUUAAGCACUUAAUUUGUUGUUUGAUAGCUAUUAUACACUAUUACUUAUGGUGCAUAUUGACUAUAACACAUGCAAAUAGUUGUGGAAACAAGGAAAUCAACACAGGGCCUGGGGCUACAUACUCAAUGCCCAGGAAGCAGGCAAGCUCCAACACACAGCCAGGCCAGUGACAUUCAGUCCAGAUCUCGCUCUUUUGGGCCUGACCAAAAAUUGCCCAACUGUAUCAAACUAGGGAUUGCUUUUUGAGGGUAAAGGAAAGUUCAGUGAAUGAAAUGCAACUAUUUUAUUUAGGUCUUAAGCUGAUUUUGAAAAUCCUGCAAGUUACAUUUGCAAAUCAAUUACUUGGUCAAAUUUGCAGUUUGUUAUAAGUUAUCAUGAAUUAUUUUGCAUUUAUGUGGCUAUAGUACAAAAAAUGCAUUGUCUGGCUUUCAGUCAUGAGAGACAGGACAGGUUUGCCUACCACAAGUAGUAGGUCAAUCCCUGUUGUUAAACAGCCCUUGUACAUUUGCCAGGCUGUCUAACUAGUUUCCGAUACUGAUAGCUCCCUGUCCUGCAGGUUGUGUGUCCUUUUCACUUAUGUUUUGUGAGGUUUUAACUCCUAGCUGAUCAAAGUGAUACCUGGCCUGGUACUAUAAAGACACUAUCCUUUUCCCUUCUUCUUCCCUAAAUGUGAAAACACACCUGUCAGCUGAGCUUGGCAAGUCCUAUAUACACUCCAUUCUCCAGUGCUUGUAUUGUUUCCUGUCUUACCAAUCUCCCUGUGUAAUGUUGUUUCUUCACUCCUAAGCAUACAUUCACUCAUACGCACAAGAUAUGCACAAAGAGGUGUGUGAUGUGGAUGAAAAAACAAAAAACACCUUGAAGGAAAGGUGCAUUCCUCAGAAUGACAUUUGGAAUAACAACUAAGUGUUAUUUGUCUUUUUCCCUCAGAACUUCAGAGUACCCAUGAUUGGGUUGCUAAGAUUGCUUCCAUUCACUAUUGGAAGAAAGAAAAUUUAGUGGUCCCGACCAAAACUAAAUGUUUAAUACUUACCAUGUCAAAGUUGAAAGUUAUACAAGUCCUGCAACCAACAACAUCAGGUUUGAUGACCAAGAAAAUAAGCCUAACCAAGGCCUGAUGACAGCCAAGACUGUCAUUAGUGUUUGUGAAUCAUGACUAUCUCUACUUGUGUGUCCAUUCUUGGGACUGACAAUGGCUGUUGAAAAUAAUCGCUCAGUAAUGAAGCUAGACUGCUGGAAGAAUUGUACACACCAGUGAAGACCAAGAGAAAGUAGAGAUUUAAGGGAAAUCUGGGAAAGAAAAUAGGGGGUUUAGAUGAACUGUUAAGUUAACUUCAUUGCAAGGUAUCCGGGAGGGCAUGAUAGAAGAACCGACUUUUAAAUAGGAGGAAGGAGAUGUAAAAAAGCCUUCAGCAGUGGAUGCCUAUCUGUGGUCUCAGAAAAUGGAGAAUAUAGUCAUCUUGAAGUAAAGAGAAUAAAAAUAAUGGUGACUGUGAAAUUGGGGAGUUUUUAGAACGAUGUUAGAUGUAUCCACAUGCCUUAGGCAAUCCUUCUUGAAAGUAAAAUGUCUCUAUGUUUUUGGUUGGGUUUUUUUGUUUGUAGGUUUGUUUUAUUUUUAAUUAAUAACUACUUUUAGAAAAUAGUCCUACAUUGUAUGAACAUGUUUUGCUGAAUUUCCUCCAGUCAUUUCAGGUGGCGUUUGGCUUUUAACUGAGAAGUGAAAUUCAAUUUUUUUUC
Harpia harpyja (harpy eagle) is the source of this 4623-nucleotide messenger RNA. It is a transcript of the gene AKAP7, whose product is annotated as A-kinase anchoring protein 7. The record is from RefSeq and is a predicted model, not a curated record. The transcript has 8 exons. Gene Ontology annotation, cellular component: cytosol. Gene Ontology annotation, molecular function: protein kinase A regulatory subunit binding. Lineage: Eukaryota; Metazoa; Chordata; Aves; Accipitriformes; Accipitridae. Bases 151 to 1248 code for a protein of 365 amino acids.